Peniophora sp. CBMAI 1063 is the source of this 1038-nucleotide messenger RNA. Lineage: Eukaryota; Fungi; Basidiomycota; Agaricomycetes; Russulales; Peniophoraceae. The record is from the annotation of a GenBank genome assembly.
AUGGAUCAAAAGAAGAGAAGCUGGGGAGACAAGGAAACGUACCUAUGGGAUGCAUCUUGGGCCGCAAAGCCGACGUCUAUCAACCCACCGAAGAAACUCCGCGAUAGCUUCGAUUCAGCGGGGAAAGGGCAGAACUCUGUAAGAGACAGAAGAGCACCUACGCUACAGAACACGAGGACAGUCCUCAACUUGCCCUACAAAGCAGCCACGGGACCCGCGGCUGCGUCCUCAUCUCGACCUCUACCGAAGCGCCGCAAGGUAUUCGAGGACACUUCAUCCAGGGCCCCGCCCUCCGCUCAGACACAUACUCUCGAAUCUUCCAAGAAAGGCCAGAGCGGGUCAAUCCUGACACCAUUGACAUCGUCCUCUGAACGACGUAAACAACCGCCAACGACUAAGGGACCUGCGCGGUCGGAGAGCCCUCCCGAGUACUUCCACUUUACCACAACAUCGGAUGACCAGCUUGAUGAUUUGAGGACCCCUCCGCGAGUCGCCCUAGAGAAGGCUUCCGUACGGAAUGUGACUACUGAGGCACCUAUUGGCGCUGCCUCUGCUGAGAAGAGCUCGCAUCCAACUUCAACCAGUCGCCCUCCAACCGCAUCCAUGGCUACACCAUUUGUGCGCGACUCGCCGCAACCUACUUCAAACACGGUGCAACCAGCUUCGCCGGUCAAGUCUGAGCCCGUCUCAGUAGAGCUCCCGCCGCGCCCAUCACAAGCAACGUCUGCGGCUGCAUCUACGCCUACCCUCGACGGAGAUGCCACCGCUCCCAUGACUGCACAGACUUCUGCCGCCGCAGAAGCGUGUGACACCCAGAAUGCGUCCGAACCAGCGCAGUCCACCGGGAAUGAUGCUUCAGCAAGCCAAUCCAUGCCACACGAGACCUUGGAGAAGCUGUUGAAGCUGCGUGAAAGCUCGCUCAGGAGUCUGACGGAGGAGCAGCUGCCUGAGGCGCUGCGUGUCGAGAGUGUGAGGAAGAUGAUUGAACGCGCUGCUGCAGAUAUUAUGUGCUCGAGGGGCGCGGAUGGGUCAUCCUGA